Messenger RNA from Xiphophorus hellerii (green swordtail), 874 nucleotides. RefSeq names its product histone H2B 1/2-like. The transcript has a single exon. Bases 102 to 476 code for a protein of 124 amino acids. The record is from RefSeq and is a predicted model, not a curated record. Gene Ontology annotation, molecular function: protein heterodimerization activity; DNA binding; structural constituent of chromatin. Gene Ontology annotation, cellular component: nucleosome. Lineage: Eukaryota; Metazoa; Chordata; Actinopteri; Cyprinodontiformes; Poeciliidae.
UCACAGUCAGUGGGCGGGGCUGGAGGAUUUCCUGUCACUCUAUAUAAGAGCAGGUUCCCUCCGCUGCUGCUCACUCUGUGCUGUAAACUCAGAGAGAAAAAAUGCCCGAACCCGCCAAGUCUGCGCCCAAGAAGGGCUCCAAGAAAGCGGUCACCAAAACCGCCGGCAAAGGAGGCAAGAAGAAGAGAAGGACCAGGAAGGAGAGCUACGCCAUCUACGUGUACAAGGUGCUGAAGCAGGUCCAUCCCGACACCGGCAUCUCCUCCAAGGCCAUGAGCAUCAUGAACUCCUUCGUCAACGACAUCUUUGAGCGCAUCGCCUCCGAGGCUUCCCGUCUGGCUCACUACAACAAGCGCUCCACCAUCAGCUCCAGGGAGAUCCAGACCGCCGUGCGCCUCCUGCUGCCCGGUGAGCUGGCCAAGCACGCCGUGUCUGAGGGAACCAAGGCGGUCACCAAGUACACCAGCUCCAAGUAAACCAGCUGCUGCUGCUGCUGCUGCUGCUCGGUCACAACAACACAAAGGCUCUUUUAAGAGCCACAAACACACUGAAGAGCAACAAUCCUUGACUUUUGUCUCGUAUGGCUGAGAAAUAACUGUCUAAACUAUCUCCAGUUUUCAACAGUGGCCCUAAAAUUGUCCAGUUUUUAAUAUAAACAAGCUUAAUAAAACAUUAAGUGACAUGAAUAUAGAUCACAUUCCAGCCAUACUGUCUAGUUGUAGCAAAUUGUGUUGAAAUAACCUACAAUAACAAAUGGCAUCAACGUGAUGACUCUUUUGAUGAAGAUGCUUUGCUAAUUUUUAAUUGGACAUCUGAUGACCUGCGUUUUGUGCUAUUUGGCAAACAUUCUAUUGGAAAUAAAGCUUCGUUAAUA